AUGAGAGACCUAAAAUCCAAGUUAAACCUAUACAGAGAAGGGCUCAUUGACAAAGAAUAUGACUAUAUGACCAAUUUCAAAAGUAAAACCAGUCAAUUCUAUGGUAUUCCCAAGAUACACAAGAGUGAGAAAAUAAGUAACGCAUGUAGGAUAGCCACAGACAUAAUAAUCAAAGUCCCUACUCCUUAUGAUCUCAAAUUGAGACUUAUAAUAGCAGGUCCCGCAUGUGAAACCCACCGCCUCAAUAACUUUUUAGAUGCCCUCUUAAAACCAUUCCUCAAGAAUGUCAAAAGCUAUAUAAGGGACGACCUGGAUAUGCUCAAUCACCUUCCUGAAACAAUAAACAAAAGCACCCUACUAGUAUCCGUCGAUGUACUCAACCUCUAUUCCAAUAUCCCCCACAACCUAGGAAUAGAGGUAAUUCAAUUCUGGCUAGAGAAUUAUGCCAACGAACUCCCACAUCGCAUCAAAAAAGAAUUUGUGAUAGAAGGGCUAAAAUUCAGCCCGGAAAACAACUACUUCGUCUUCAAAGACAACUUCUAUCAACAUAAAUCAGGGACUGCAAUGGGUACGAGAAUGGCACCCUCCUUUGCUAACCUAGUCAUGGGAUAUCUAGAAAUUAGUCUUUAUCGUAAGAUUCUAGAAAAAUACAGCAGCCCAUUCUCCAUCUACAUAGAAAAUAACUGA
Molecule: messenger RNA, 687 nt
Organism: Octopus bimaculoides (California two-spot octopus)
Lineage: Eukaryota; Metazoa; Mollusca; Cephalopoda; Octopoda; Octopodidae
Source: RefSeq, a predicted model, not a curated record